This is a messenger RNA of Medicago truncatula (barrel medic), 2371 nucleotides long. RefSeq names its product LRR receptor-like serine/threonine-protein kinase GSO1. Bases 444 to 1178 code for a protein of 244 amino acids. NCBI's taxonomy places the organism in Eukaryota, Viridiplantae, Streptophyta, Magnoliopsida, Fabales, Fabaceae. Gene Ontology annotation, molecular function: protein binding. The transcript is spliced from 4 exons. The record is from RefSeq and is a predicted model, not a curated record.
UCUUACUCUUGUCUCUAUGUUCUCUAUGUCUCACUGCAUUAUUACUUCUUCACUUGCUUAGCUAUGAGUACUAACAAAAACAUCACCAUAGAUGAAUUUUCACUUCUUGCAUUCAAAUCCUCUAUUACCUUAGACCCUUAUCACAAGCUUAGUAAUAAUUGGUCAAUCUCCUCUUCUACUUCUUUCUCAUCAUGUAAUUGGGUUGGUGUCACUUGUGAUGAGCAUCAUGGAAGAGUAAAGGCAUUGAAUCUUAGUAAUAUGGGACUUGAAGGUACAAUUUCCUCUCAAUUGGGAAAUCUCUCUUUCCUUGUUAUUCUUGACCUACAAGGCAAUAGUUUCCAUGGUGAGUUUCCACAAGAGUUACUUCAUCUGCAGAGACUGAAGAGAUUAGACUUGAGCUACAAUGAUUUUGUUGGAGAAAUUCCUCAAUCUCCAACUUGUCAAUGUUAGAGUACCUAGAUUUAAGAUCAAAUCUCAUCAAAGGAUUCAUACCAACAACAAUUUCCAACAUGUCUACACUUGAAGAAAUCCAUUUAGCUAGAAACUCCUUAUCAGGUGAAAUUCCAAAAGGAAUUGGUGAUCUUACACACUUGACAAUGUUGAACCUUCAAUUUAAUCUACUCUUCGGCAACAUAAAAUCAACAUUAAUGUUCAACAGCUCAUCUUUGCAAUAUUUGGCACUUGGUUUUAAUAACCUGACUGGUAUUCUUCCAUCAAAUAUUUGUCAAGGGUUUCCAAAUCUUAAAUUACUCUAUCUUUAUCAUAAUGAUUUUUCUGGUAAAAUUCCAAAUAUUUGGCGUUAUUGCAAAGAGUUGGAAGAUUUAGAGCUAUCCUUCAAUAAUUUUGAUAAAGGACGUAUUCCAUCUGAGAUUGGAAACUUGACCAAGCUUCGGUAUUUGUAUCUUCCUAGCAACAACUUGGAGGGUGAAAUUCCAUUCUCCCUCUUCAAUAUCACUUCUUUGAGAGAUAUCAACUUUGACAAAAACAAUUUAAAUGGAAACCUCCCACCAGAGAUGUGUCAACAACUUCCUCAACUUCAAAUAUUUACUAUAAUGUUUAAUCAUUUUGGAGGAAGCAUUCCAAGAUCAAUUGGCAAUUGCACAUCACUACUAAUGUUAGGUCUACAACAAAACUUUUUUACAGGUAUACAGGCCACAAUUUUUAUUUUUUUUGAAUAAAAGAUGCUUAUAGCAUUUCAUUAAUAAUAAUAGUUUCAAUACAAAGAGGGAUUUCAUAAUAAAUAUGGGGACUAGCUAAGGAAGUGGCUUCUCUUGCUAAGGCAUGAGCUGCCGCAUUCGCUUGUUGCCGGAUAAACUCGACCCUAGAGUUUGUAAAAGAUGUGGAGAACAAAUCUCGACACGCAUCAAUAAUACUACCAAAUUCUGAAACAUCCGUCUUGCGGGAAUGGAAUGCAUCUCUCGUGAUUUUGGAAUCAAGCUCAAAAUCGAUGUUAUCAAACAGAUAUCUUUCAUCCAGUGGAUAGCAUGAUAAAGGCCCAAUGCUUCACCUAUUGUGACUGGAUAAAUAUGAUCAAACUGUUGCACCUUAGCCAGCAUAAAGGUUCCUGCGUCAUCUCGAACACAAACCCCUAUACCUGUCUGAAAAAGCCGCGUCUACGUUGCAUUUGAACCUGCCAUUACUUGGAGGCUGCCACUGCGGGAUAGCAGGUCCUAUAAGAGGGCUUUACUGCUGCACAGCCAGCUACACAGACACGACAGAAUGUUGAGCAGACUGCUGCACAGACGCAGCAGAAUGCAGCUGCUGAUUGCCUAUCUGCUGCAGGUCAGUUGGCCUCGAAACAUUGGCCUCCUACCAAUCAUCCACUGACUGUCGAGCUCUAUCAACAACUUGCAUUCUAUUCUCCGUUACCUCUUCCCAAAUUUUGAGAUUCUGAUGCUUCUGUAAACUCCAACAAAUAGCAGCAAAACGUUGUUGAAUAUCCAUAGACGAGUUUUGGAGUAAAUAGAAAACUGUGUUGACAGCAGAGUCCGAAUUCAUGGCCGCAUUUUGCACAUCCUGCCACAUACCAGCUGACAUCCAAACUUGAAUAGAAAACGGGCACUCGAAUAGAUGGUGGUUGAGAUCCUCAUACUCAUAACUACAGCUAACACAAUUCUUCGGACAAGACACUCUCUAGUAGGCAAACAUCCCCUACACAUACGCCAAACUAAGUGUUUAACCUUCGGGGGGAUCUUAAGGCGCCAAAUGUCUCGCCAAUUACCUGGACAAUGGAGGUGGGAAACAUCAACCAGCUCUUCAACAAUUUUAUAUUUUUAUUUUUAUUUAAAAAGCCUAAUGCAAAACUAACAUGCACAAAUUAUCAGAUAUUGUUUAUUUAUAUAACUUAGGAUAUAGUUUUAAAUACAUAGAU